Messenger RNA from Fundulus heteroclitus (mummichog), 11992 nucleotides. Its product is annotated as ankyrin-1. Gene Ontology annotation, molecular function: protein binding. NCBI's taxonomy places the organism in Eukaryota, Metazoa, Chordata, Actinopteri, Cyprinodontiformes, Fundulidae. Gene Ontology annotation, biological process: signal transduction. The record is from RefSeq and is a predicted model, not a curated record. Bases 664 to 6372 code for a protein of 1902 amino acids. The transcript is spliced from 44 exons.
UUUGGAGGCAUUCCGCGUCUGUGACACCCUUUUUUUCCACCGCACCUCACUUUUGUGCAAUGUGCAGCAACAGCUCAUGCACGAGAAGUGUCUCGCACAGGGAGCAAGGACGCAGAGCGGCGUGAGUAGAAAAGGAUGCUUGACAGACAGAGAGGAGAGAGCUCUGCAGCAGGAUCCCCACAGUGCUGCUGAGCAUAAAACUGCGUGACUGGUCUCUGCAAGCAGAAGGGAGGAGAAAAGAGAGAAGGGAGGAAGGCAGGGAAGAAAGCAGGGGGAGGGGAGGCAGCUCAGUUCAGUGCAGUGCUGUGGCUGAGUGGAUGAGGCAGCAGCAUCAGCACCACUAGCCGGAGCAUCCUCUCUCCUUUUGUGGAGGCAGGGAGGGAGGGGGUGCUGUCUUGUAGCUGCUGCAGGAUCAACAUUAUCUGCAUACACAGAAAACAUAUCUGCUUGCCUCGUCACACGCGCGCACGCACACGCACGCACACAUGUCGUGGCGGCCACAGAGGAAGAGGUGGUAGUAAGUGACGGGGUAAGCUCUGGGGACAGAGGGACGCAGGAAGAGGAAACAGGGACAAUUGGUGGGAGCGCAUACGUGAGGAGGGCUGGAGCGACGGCGACUUUAGCAGCAGUAGCAGCAGCAGCGGCAGCAGUAGCAGCGGCACCAUGGCGCAAGCUGCCAAGCAGCUCCGCAAGACCAAGGACCUCGCAGAGGCCGCCGCCCAGGAGCAGCGGGAGAAGGAGGAGGAGAAGAUCAAAAAGAGGAAUCGAUCCAGGGACCGCAGGCGCAAGGCCGAUGCAGCCACGAGCUUCCUGCGUGCAGCUCGUUCGGGGAACCUGGACAAGGCCCUGGAUCACAUCAAGAACGGGAUUAACAUCAACACUGCUAAUCAGAAUGGUCUUAAUGGGUUACACCUGGCCUCUAAGGAGGGUCAUGUCAAAAUGGUUUUGGAGCUGCUGCACGCUGGAAUCGAGCUGGAAGCGACCACCAAGAAAGGGAACACUGCUCUCCAUAUCGCAGCUCUGGCAGGACAGGAGAAAGUGGUGGCUGAGCUCAUCCACUACGGUGCCAACGUUAAUGCUCAGUCACAUAAAGGGUUCAGUCCGCUCUACAUGGCUGCACAGGAGAACCAUUUAGAGGUGGUCAAGUUUCUGCUCGAGAACGGUGCAAAUCAGAGUCUCCCAACGGAGGAUGGCUUUACGCCGCUCGCCGUGGCCCUCCAGCAAGGCCACGAAAACGUUGUGGCGCUGCUCAUCAACUAUGGCACGAAAGGCAAGGUCCGCCUCCCGGCACUUCACAUAGCUGCCCGAAAUGACGACACUCGCACUGCCGCGGUCCUCCUGCAGAACGACCCUAACCCAGAUGUGCUUAGCAAGACCGGUUUCACCCCUCUGCAUAUCGCAGCUCACUAUGAAAACAUGAGCGUCGCCCAGCUGCUGCUGAACAGAGGAGCAAAUGUAAACUUCACCCCCAAGAAUGGAAUCACACCUCUUCAUAUAGCCUCCAGGAGGGGCAACGUGAUGAUGGUCCGAUUACUCCUGGACAGAGGAGCUCAGAUUGAUGCCAAAACAAAGGAUGAGCUCACUCCUCUUCACUGUGCAGCCCGGAACGGUCAUGUUCGCAUUAUUGAAAUCCUCCUGGAACAUGGUGCUCCAAUCCAGGCUAAGACUAAGAACGGUCUAUCCCCAAUUCACAUGGCAGCUCAGGGGGAUCACAUGGACUGCGUCAGGCAGCUACUGCAGUACAACGCCGAGAUCGAUGACAUCACGCUGGACCAUCUUACCCCGCUUCAUGUAGCAGCCCACUGCGGUCACCAUCGCAUGGCCAAAGUCCUCCUGGACAAGGGAGCCAAAGCUAAUGCGCGUGCUCUGAACGGCUUCACACCUCUUCAUAUUGCUUGCAAGAAGAACCACAUGAGGUCAAUGGACCUGCUGUUAAAGCACUCUGCUUCCUUGGAAGCUGUCACGGAGUCUGGUCUCACUCCUCUUCAUGUAGCAGCAUUCAUGGGCCAUCUAAACAUUGUAAAGAACCUGCUUCAAAGAGGGGCUUCACCUAAUGCUUCCAAUGUGAAAGUGGAGACCCCCCUCCAUAUGGCCUCCAGAGCAGGACACUGUGAAGUGGCGCAGUUCCUGCUACAGAAUGCAGCACAAGUGGAUGCAAAGGCAAAGGAUGACCAGACACCUUUACACUGUGCGGCUCGUAUGGGCCACAAGGAAUUAGUCAAGCUGCUCCUGGAGCACAAGGCUAGCCCUGACUCAGCCACAACUGCAGGUCACACGCCCUUACACAUUGCUGCACGUGAAGGACACGUCCACACCAUACGGAUAUUAUUGGAUGCAGGAGCCCAACAAGUCAAGAUGACAAAGAAAGGUUUCACUCCUCUCCAUGUAGCUUCCAAAUAUGGGAAAGUGGAUGUAGCAGAGCUCCUCCUGGAGAGGGGCGCCAACCCGAAUGCGGCAGGGAAGAAUGGUCUGACUCCCCUUCAUGUGGCCGUGCAUCACAACAACCUGGAUGUUGUUAAACUCCUGGUCAGCAAGGGAGGAUCAGCACACAGCACUGCCCGAAACGGUUACACUCCCCUGCACAUAGCUGCCAAGCAGAACCAGGUAGAGGUGGCCAGCGUUCUGCUUCAGAAUGGAGCAACUCCAAACGCGGAGUCCCUCCAAGGCAUCACGCCCCUACACCUGGCCUCACAGGAGGGGCGACCCGAUAUGGUGGCCCUGCUUAUCUCCAAACAGGCAAACGUGAACCUAGGGAACAAGAAUGGACUGACCCCUCUGCAUCUUGUAGCUCAGGAGGGUCAUGUGGGCAUCGCAGACACCUUGGUCAAGCAGGGUGCAUCCGUCUAUGCUGCGUCACGGAUGGGCUACACCCCAAUACAUGUGGCCUGCCACUAUGGCAACAUAAAGAUGGUGAAGUUUCUACUGCAGCAGCAGGCUCAUGUAAAUGCCAAAACAAGGAUGGGCUACACCCCCCUGCACCAGGCAGCUCAACAGGGCCACACUGAUAUUGUCACCUUGUUACUAAAACAUGGAGCCUUGCCUAAUGAAAUCACAUCAAAUGGGACAUCUCCACUUGGCAUUGCUAAGCGACUGGGUUAUAUUUCUGUCAUUGAUGUGCUGAAGCUUGUCACUGAGGAAUCUGUUUCCACUAUGACCACAGAGAAGCAUCGGAUGAGCUUUCCUGAGACAGUAGAUGAAAUUUUGGAUGUUUCUGAAGAUGAAGGAGUUUGCCAGCUAACUUUAGGAGACGAAUUGCUUGGGCUGGAUGGCGCACGCUAUUUGAAACUUGAUGACUUCAAAGACCAGGAUGAUGACUUUCUUUCUCCAAAGAAAACCCUCAGAGAUUUCGAGGGUGGCAUGGGUACCACACCGUACUCUCCUGCUAUUCCCAGGAUUCCCUGUGUGUCACCGGAGACAGUGCAGCUCGACCAGCACACACCCAUCCCUUUACCUAAAGAGUAUGACGAGGACUCGCUUAUCCCAAGCAGUCCAGCUACCGAGACCUCAGACAAUGUCAGCCCUGUUGCCAGUCCGAUCCACACAGGGUUCUUGGUGAGUUUCAUGGUGGAUGCGCGCGGAGGCUCCAUGCGGGGAAGCAGACACCACGGCUUGCGGGUGAUCAUCCCUCCCCGAACCUGCGCUGCACCGACACGCAUCACCUGCCGUCUGGUGAAACCCCAGAAACUGACAACGCCUCCUCCACUGGUGGAGGGUGAGGGCCUGGCCAGUCGAAUCAUCUCCCUGGGGCCGUCAAGUAUGCAGUUUCUGGGGCCUGUUAUAGUGGAGAUUCCCCACUUUGCCUCGUUGGCCCGUGGGGACAGGGAGCUUGUGGUCCUGCGAAGUGAAAACGGCUCAGUCUGGAAGGAACAUCGCAACCGCUAUGGAGAUGAAGUGCUAGAAACUAUUUUAAAUGGCAUGGAUGAAGAAUUGGAGAGUCACGAGGAGCUGGAGAAGAAGAGAAUACGUCGAAUCAUCUCCACCGACUUCCCUCUCUACUUUGCCGUUGUCUCUCGCGUUCAGCAGGAAAGUGAUCUUAUCGGCCCUGAGGGCGGUCGGCUCACCAGUAAGCUGGUGCCCCAUGUGGAGGCCAUCUUCCCUGAGACUGCCGUCACCAAGAGAGUGAGGCUGGGACUUCAGGCCCAACCAAUCCCUGAUGAACUGCUAACUAGGCAGCUUGGGAACCAGGCAACCUUCAGCCCGGUGGUUACAAUUGAACCCCGACGGCGCAAGUUUCACCGUCCAAUUGGACUCCGCAUUUCUUUACCUCCGUCCUGGAGAGAGAGCCCACGGGACGCAGGCGAGGGAGACACCACCAGCUUGCGCCUGCUCUGCAGUGUUAUAGGUGGAACAGCUCCAGCUCAGUGGGAGGACAUUACUGGAACCACCAAGCUGAUGUACGCAAACAACUGUGCCAGUUUUACCACCAACGUGUCUGCACGAUUCUGGCUGGCAGACUGUCCGCGUACAGCAGAAGCAGUGACUUUUGCCAACUUGCUGUACAAGGAGCUCAUGUCAGUCCCAUAUAUGGCAAAAUUUGUUAUUUUUGCAAAGAUGAACGAAGCGCGGGAAGGGCGAUUGCGUUGCUACUGCAUGACUGACGAUAAGAUGGACAAGACUUUGGAACUGCAUGAAAACUUCACAGAAGUGGCCCGCAGUCGAGAUAUUGAGCUUAUGGAGGGCAUGCCGCUGCACUUGGAGUGUUCUGGGAAUUUAGUCCCCAUUCGGAAGGCAACCCAGCAGCCUCGUAGCUUCAGCUUCCAGGCCUUCAGAGAUAACAGACUGCCUGUGUCUGUCAAGGUCAGGGAUAGCAACAAGGAAGCCACUGGAUUUCUCUCUUUUCUGAGGAAAUGCACUAAGUACGAGGACUCGCAACACGUCCUGUGUAACCUUAAUAUAACCAUGCCACCUUGUGUCAAGGUUGCUGGGAGCGAAGAACGCAGGCGAACUUUGACCCCUCUGGCCCUGAGAGAGCGCUACAGUGCACUGAACGAGCCCGGCGUGGCUUCAGUGAACGCCAUGGAGAGGACUGAGAUCAAAAUCAACAUUAUAUCUGAUCAGCUGGGUUUGAGCUGGGCAGAGUUGGCACGAGAGCUUCAGUUCAGCGUUGACGACAUCAACAGGAUCCGUGUGGAAAAUCCAAACUCCCUGUUGGACCAGAGCUCUGCUCUGCUCAACCUGUGGCUCAGCAGAGAGGGCAAAAGAGCCAAAAUGGAGAGCCUCUACACUGCUCUGAAGAACAUCGACCGUGCAGACAUCGUAACUUCUCUGGAGGGCCCGGCCCCGCAGCAGGGGCCCGGGUCGUCAGAGGAGGGUGCCUGUCGUCUGUCUGACAGAGACUCUACAUUGCUGUCCCCCAGUGUCAUCAAUGAGAUCACGGACACAAGGCCAUCACGCAUAUUGCACAAGCCGCGAGUUAUUAGACCCCCGUUUUUCAGAAGGGGUUAUGGGCUGGUGCAGGAGGAGCUUGUGUCCCCGGCCUCCAUGCAGUACAGCUUACCCUCUCCAUUGGGUGUGGAGCCAUACUGGCAGGAGGUUUCCAGCCUGGAGUGUGCGCCCAUUGCCACCACGGAGGAAGACACAUUAAUGGAGAUGUCGGAUGUUCAGGUGUGGCCAGCAGGAGUUAGCCCCUCGCUGGUCACAGUCGAGGACUCCUCGCUAGAUGGUAGCAGUCGAGCGGAUGACUCUGAGGGCGCCACGCUUUCCUUACCCUGCAGCUUGGGUCGCCCAAGCAGUGGAGCCAGCGGGGCCAGCGGUUCCAUCAUGGAGCUGGAGGAAGAGGAGGAGGAGGAGGAGGAAGGGGAGGUUGAGGAGGAGGAGGCGCCACAAGAGCCAGUUAGUGCACUGGCAGAACGGGACAGGGUGAGGGCCAGUGGCGCUGUUCCCAAGGUCAAUCUGAACGGGCAACUGGGAGGUCAGAGGUCAGACGCAAGGAGAGGUGACGGUGUGGAGGUGGGAGGAGGAAUGAAAGGAGGAGUCGGUGGUGUGGGGCUGGGCUCAGUGGAAGGGAUUUCUCUUGUUGCAGGCCAGCAGGUGUACGCCCAGCAUGGUGAGGUAACUGGGCUGGGUCAUCCACCCGAACACAACGGGGACAACCGGAUGGUGGGAGGAGGGGCAUUUCAGCCGUACUUACCGGACAAGGACUCGCUGCAAGGCUGGGUGGGCUCGGUAUCAUCGGGACGUGACGGAAGCGUACCAGGCUUGCACGCUGCCCAGGAGGCCCUGCUGACUCCGAAAGAAGAGAAGGAGGUCUAUUCUGCUGAAGCAAAAUUCAUUGAAGAACGUGGAGUUGCGCUCUCUAGAAAAGUGGGGGUGGAUAUAAGAAAGGGUGCUCAGUCAUUGCAGCGCACCAGUCUGCGGAGAGUUAAACACUGAAAUACACACACUGCCCGGUCCUUCAGGACCGGAAACCCACUGCCAAAACACCCACAACAAAAACACGGCCAGAACGAAGGUGGAAAUGAGGAACGUGAAAACGGAGGAGAAGAUGAGAAAACAUGCAAGGACAACCAGAAACAUCCUCAACCUGUGAUCACGAAGCACCACAAAACAAAAGAAUGACGAGAACGAAAAGAGGAGUUGAACUUGUAGUUUUAUAACAUUUGUAAAGAAAAAAAUAUAACUAAACAGAGGCAUGACGAUACAUUUUUAUACAAAAAAAAUCUAUAAAUGUUCGUAAAACAACUAAGAAAAAAAAAACAGCAACAAAGUGCUUCCUGUGAACUGUAAUCGCAUGAUAACUGCUGGUGCAUGCCCUUUGACCUUUUGAACUGUCAUUAUCUACAAACUGAAGGAGUAAAAAAAAAAAGAAAAAAAAGGAAGGUACUGGGGCACAAGUCACAGGCCUUUUUAGAGGACCUCAUGCCCCGUAACUGGAGCGGUUUGUGUCAGCGAGUUGAGUCCGGUAACGGUACAGCCAAAAAAAAAAAAAAAAAAAAGUCACUCAAAGGAUGGCUGUGUAUGCAGCAAAGCCUCUGCUGAGCCUACCAAUGCUUCUGUCACUGGACCCCUUUUUCCUCUUACUCUAAAUGUGAUAAAUACACUCUAUGCUCUAUGGACAUGUAUGUGCGCGCGUGUGCGUUUAGAUUGCUUUGCCUGCAUGUGUUUCCUCGCUUGGAGCUCAGCGUUGAGCCUCUCCUCCCCUGAUUGGCUUGUUGUCUCUGUGAUGUCCCAGCGCGCUCGGCCUCUGCGAAGAGAGCCGCUGGCUCCGCUCCGCUUGUGAGUUCCCGUCUGCGUGUGUCAAUGUGUUUAUUUAGAUUGGUCCUUAGACAAGCUCACCUCCUCUUUGGUACCUGUCCGCUUUGGGUUCUCCCACGCUGUUUGACAUCGGGUUAGAGAACUGAACCUCUUUCAUUCCCUCGUGCUUUCAGGGGUAACGUGUUUUACAGACGUCGGAAUGUUUUCCUUGGAAAAGAGUUGACGGCAUUGCACAGCAGCUCUACGAUAAAUGUCUUGACUUUUCCCUUGUGAGCUUUCUUUUGUUAUUUUCUCGGUAGCAUAUCUCAUGUUGAGCCGACACCUUUAUUGGUAGCCCUUGCGUUUAUGCAGUAAAAAAAAAAUAAAAAAUCACAGGUCUCUUCUAUCCAUUGAAAACUUUUAUGUUCCAUGUUUUUUUUAUCUGUUUGCAUCAGCUGUGAUACCUCACUGUCAAAUCUGCGUUAAUUCACUCAACACAAAAGGAAUAGAAUGAAGAAAUCAUUGAGCGUUUGGCUUUUAAGAUGAUUUUUGGAGAAUUCCUGGCAAGUGUGUUGUUGCAGGAGAGACAAUGCAACACGUGAACAGAGAGGUAGCACAGGGACACUUCCAGUUUUUCGCUGACCCCAGACUCGUGAACUUUCUGUAUGUAUGUCACUGGCAAAAGGAUUUAUCUCCCAUGAGCUUCCUCAAAUUUUGACAUGUUGCAAUCACAACCUUCAGUGUAUUAUAUUAAGGUUUUAGGUAAUAGUGUAGCACAAAGUAUUGCAUUAUUGUGAAUUUGAAGAAAAAGUAGAAACUUUUUUACCUUUCCAUGCAAAUAUUUUGCCUUGUAUUCUGGUUUGGGCUUUAAGUCUGGACUAUUUCUGGGCCAUGCUGUCGGGCGGAGCUCUUUUGAUCCCAACCAGUUCAAUGUAGUUUACACCAUAUAUUUCAGAAGUCUUUUCGGGUUUUCUUAGAGGAUUUCCCUUUUAAUCACCCCAUCCAUCUUCCCAUCAAGUAUGAGCGACUUUCUUGUCUUUACUGGAUAAAACCUGCACAAUUUGAUGCUGCCAACAUCAUUUGGUUUUGAUGUUUUGCAUCCAGACCAUAAAGUUUAACUAUGAUCUUAUUUGAUCAAAGCAACUUCUUCCAUGUCUGCUGUCUCCCCUGCACGGCUUGUGGGAAACCUUCAACUGGACUUCUUAUGGCUUAAUAAUAAUUGCUUUCUUCCUGCCACUCUUCCAUUAAAGCCAGCUUUGAGGGGUCUUAAUACUUGUCCUGUCAACAGAUCCCAGUCCAUCCUGAGUUGUGGAUCUCUGCAGCUCCUCCAAAGUUACCAUGGACCUCUUGUCUGUCUUUCUGCCUUAAUGUUCACCAUGCCCGGCCUGUCAGUUCAGGUGGAUGGGCAUGUCUAUGUAGGUUUGUAGUCGUGCCAUGUUCUUUCCAUGGCAAAUGAUCAGUGCUUUGUGAGAUUUCCAAAGUUAUUUUAAACAUCUUUAUUUAAACCACUUUAUCCCUGACCUGCCUGCUGUGGACCUUAGUCUCCAUGAUGCUGUUUGUCCUUCAUCUCUAACAAACUUCUGAGGCCAGAAAAAAACAGCUGGAUUUUAAGGUGAUAGGGAUGAACUCUGUUUAAUAAUUGGGGGACUUUUGAAAGUAUUUGGUUGUGCAGGUUGCUAAACUUUUCAAACCGCUAUUUUUUUUAAAACUGAAAAUUCUGUAUUAUUUUCCUUCCUCUUCACAAAGAAGCCCUGCUUCAUUUGUCUUUUAGAACAUAUCUGAACAGAACUCGCUGAAGUUUGUGUUUGUAACAUUAAAAAUGUGAGGAAGUUCACUUUGAAUACCUUUGCAACGCACAGUACAAGAACAACUAAAAGCACACAAACAAAAUAGACAUUAACGGAUGAAAGAUCAGCUUGAUAGAUGGCUUUGCCACAGCAAUAAUACCUAACAAAAAGAAAAGAUGGAAGCUAUGGUUACUCAUUUUUCAACGAUUUGUAGGAUCACGGUUAGUGAGCUUUUUUGUUAUAAGCUCUAAACGUCUCAAAAUCAAAUUUUGUUUGAGUUAUUUUAAUAAGCAAAUGUUUGUUGAGAUUGAGUUACCUAAAAUCCAUUUUGCUUUUACGGAGUUAUUAAGGCUAUUGGUGUUUCACAUAUUAAAAAAAAAACACAAAAAAAACAAGCUCACAUUACUGGAAGUCAUUAUUUUUACACCACUUUAUGCAGAAACCAGACAGCAGCACUAUGUAGUCUUUGUACAGUGGUAGCACACAUCUCUGGAGAGUCUCGACACUAUUUUAUCCCACAAGUACUGUAAACGCUACUGUAGCCUGAAUGAAUGCAGCACAGAAUGAAUGCACACAUCUUUCCUAUCCUCUCCAUGCACGUAACCGUCAGAGAACAGCACAUGUUUCAUAACUUAUUGGAUUUUACACUCAGGUUGUUUUCGUUCUGGUAUGUGAAAAGCAAAAUGGUGUUGAAAUCCCGAUUGUUCUCUGAGAGAUGAAGGCUGGACUCUGCAUGAGGACCUCAGAUGGGCGCUUUGAAUUUGGGUCAGUGCGAAGAGGGAAUUCAAUGCAUUGCGUGUUUUGGGGACUGUGAGAAAGAGAAAAGUUUGCGUGCAAAUGUUUUCGUCCGAUUCUAUCGAUUCCGAUAAGACCAAAAAGUAGCUUUAAUGUGUCUUAAUGAGCCCUGGCACAUGAGUCCGUUUUUUGUUUAUCCCAGUUGAUUUCCACCCCUGAUGAACAAAAACUGUCCAAACAUGGUUUAUGUGACGCACAGGCAUGACAAUUUUUUAUUAAUUAUUAUUAUUAUUUUAUGGAUUAUGAGAGGUUUUGUAUGUUUAAAAUACAGCACUUUCCAAAAUUAUUAACACCCUGAUAUGCUUGUUUAAGAACUUUUAAAAUGUGUAUAUUGCAGUAGAAUUAUCUUACACUGACGGUUUUAGAAAAGUUCAACUUGUAAUUUGGUUACAGAAUUUUUGCCUAAAAGCAGUUAUUGGCCCCCACACACACACAAACACACACACACACAAUUACUAUGAAAUAAGUAUAACUUAUAAACUAAGAACUGCUUCAAUAUGCUGUAUAAUGGGGGUCAAUUUGUGUCCAUAACCAUAUCUAUCUACAUCCAUCCUUCGUCUUCCGCUUAUACGAGAUCCAGUCGCGGGGGAGACCCCACGGUGUUCCCAGGCCAGAUGGGAUUUAUAGUCCUUCCAGCUACUUCUGGGUUUUCCCCGGAGUAUCCUCCCAGUGGGAAGCACCCCGAAAACCCCCAAACGGAGCCAUCCAGGGAGCAUCCUGAUCAGAUGCCCAAACCACCUCAACGGUCUCCUUUCGAUGCAGAGAAGCAGCGGCUCUGCUUUGGGCUCCCCCAGAAUAACAGAGCUCCUUGCCUUGUCUCCAAGGCGGAGCCUGGCUACCCUCCAGAGGAAGCUAAUUUUCUCCGCUUGUAUCCGGGAUCUUGUACUUGUACUCAUGAUCCAUACCUCAUGACCAUAGGUGAGGGUCGGAAAGUAGAUGGAACGGCAAAUCAAGAGCUUUGCUUUCUGGCUCAGCUCCUUCUUCAACGUAACAGAAAAAAUAUCCCAAAUUAAAAACAUGGAUCUAGGUAAACUGAGUGAACAGAACUGGAGCGACUGAAAUAACUUUUGAGUUGACUUUACACACGAAGAGAAGAUCUUGAAGGUCUUUCUGGACUCUAUUUCUUAACAUGGGAGUUUCCCCCUGCUGUAUUUAUCCACCCAAAUUGAAGGCUGGAUUUUUCUAAACCUUUCAAUAAUAUGUAAAUUAUGCUACAGCAAAAACAGAUUAAUUGAUUUUAAGGAUUAUUAUACAUUUUUACAUAAAGAAUCUUUAGGGCGCUUUAGUUUUAUUUGGACACAUCCUCGAAUUAACUUUUAACAAAUAUUUACGAAACAGAGUCUGGAUUCUCACACUGAUUUAGCUCUAUAUUAUCCACAUAUCAUUACUGUAUUAAUAUCAGUUACCAUCACAUUGGUCUAUGGUCCAACAUGAAAAGUCUUCUUUUUAAAGUAGCACUACCACAGAUUUUCUCUCUGUAAUCAACAUAUAGUGCUUUUACUGAUCAUAAUAGCUUUGAAAACCAUUGGAAGCCAUUUUAAUUAGUACAUGAUGUGAGGCACAAGCCAAAAUCUGCAGAUAGAUUUCACAGAUUAAAUGUGUAUAACAGAGUUUCACACUAAAACAGUUUUUAGAAGGUGGACAGCUGCAAAGUUAUUUAGGGCAGUGGUUCCCAAAGUUGGGGUCGUGACCCUGCAGUCGGUCAUGAAACACCAAGUGGUGGGCUCUCUAUGCAAUCUCAAUGCAAUCUCCAGACUUCAGCUUGAUGUAAAAAAAUGAAUGAGCGCUGUGUAUUUUUUUAAGUGCUAAGAAAACAAAAAGUAUACAGCUUGAUUGUCGCUGUGCAGUAAUUGUCUCUUUGGUUUAUGUUUUAUUAGAAACUUUUGUACAUUUCAUCCAGUAAUAAGAAAAUCACUCUUGACGACACCGCACUAAGCUUUCCAUUGGUUGCUACACCGUUGAACCCCAAUGCUGAUACAGGAAAAAAAACACGCAAAUAUCGGCCCCAAAUAUCAGCCGGCCGACGUAUCAGUCGACAUCUAGUCACAAAGUCAAAAAAGAUGUUUGGGAGCCACUGUUUUAGAGAGUUGUGAUGGAGGAUGAAGGGCAGACUUUCUUUAAACUAGUCUGGAUGCUGUCUGGACUUGACAAGUAACAAUCUCUCGGCAGUCUAAAGGAGACCUCAAAGCCCUUUGAAAGCUCUAAGAGGUAAAAGCACAUCAAUAUAGGCAAAAAAA